UUUAUCAAAUAAUCAAAUAUGACACCCGAGACUUGACAGAUUUAAAAUUCAUACAUUACAAUUUAUUCAAUCGUUAAUCCUAUCGAUACUGUUGUACUUGUUACUAUUGAGUCGUUUGAAUUAAUUUCGAGCUUUCGUGUUGGUUGUUGAGACUAUAAUGGCUGCUGUAUUAGAUGACGUUGGUAAGUCCAAAGUGUCAAAGAAGACCGACGAAGAAGUUUUUGAGGACGAACAAGAAGAUAUUGAAGACGAAUCGACAGUUACAAAGAAGAGGAGAAAGCGAAGGAAGAAGAAGGCACAAACAAACGGUAAAUUUAUAAUUUCAAUCUAUUUAUUAAUUUUUUUUUUUUUUUACAUUUACCUAUUUAAACUAUAUGCAAUUUUCAGCUGAUGAAACAGAAACAAAUGGAAAAGAAGUUUUACAAGAAGAAGAAGUGGCUAGCGGUGUAACCAAUAUCAAUAUGGAAGAUGAAGUUGAAGGUGAUAAAAAAAAAUCAAGACGCCGUGUAAAAAAGAAAGAAACCAAAGAUAAACAACCAGAUUCAAACGAAAAAAAACAAACUGAUCCUCCGUCUGUUCCCAUACAUGAACUGUUUCCAACAAGUAAGUUCCAAUUUUUAAUAUUAUUUUAUAAAUUUUCCUUAAAAAUAUUAUCUUAUUCUUAUAUUCAAACUGAAAUCUUUAUAGAACUAACAUUUUUUUCUCCAUCCUUAUGUAUAAUAUUCUCAUAUAUUUCCUUAAAUCUGAAAAUAAAAUAUAUACAUUCUAAAUAAUUACAAUAACUCAAUUUAUUUUUGAGUUCACUCUGUAUAUUAGUAAUUAUCUAGUGGUGUGAUGGUCAUCCGAUAUGUAUGUAUUCUAUAUCAUAUGAUAAGAUUUAUUUAUAUGCAGUGAUGCAAAAAUACAUUGUUUUUUUUGUUAUACAUGUUUCAAAUGGUAUAAAAUAAUAUAAUAUAUAAUGCAUUUAUGUAGAUAUAUAUUUUAAUGCAGUAGAAUUUUCAAUUGGUUUUUUUUUUUUUUUUUGAUAACUAACCAAUUUAUAGAUAUUCAGUAAACUAAUCAAGUUACAUUUUUAGUGAUUGUCCAUACAAAUAAUAAAUAACAAUAGUUAAAAUAUUAAAGUAUUAAUAUGCAUUAGCUAUUACCUAACUUAUAAUUUUAAAUGUAACACUGCACUGACCAAAAUUAAUAUUUAUAUAGCAGUACAACAACAACAAUAGAUACACUGGUUAGAUUAUUGUGCAUUACUGAAAAAAAAAACAAUGACCUGUUUGAUAGGUGAAAAUGAAAACAUUCAUGAUCUUAAAUAAGAAUAGAAUGAUAAGCACAAAUCAGAUUAUUACAAAAUGUAAGGGAACCGUUUGGCAGAAGAAAAUAAAAUUGUAUACCUUUGUAUAACAUAAUUUUACAGUGUUUAAUAUAAUUUUAUUCAAGUAAAUUAUAUAUCUUUGGAUUACUAUUUAUAUGUUAACACUACAGUGUCCAAAAAACAAUAUAAUUUAACUUUAUAUAAAUCUACUAUUUAAAUACUUAGAAAGAAAAUAGAUGUUUUUUAAGUAAUGAUAAUGAUAUUUAUCAUCACACAUGAAGCAAUAUAUAAAUUAUUGAUUUAUACCUUUUUAAUAAAUCAAAAGACUUUAGAUCUUACGUAUAAAUAAUGAAAUGGAUUUUGUAUAAACUUAAAAUGUAGUCAGUAAGCACUUAAUCUUUUUUAUCUUACAUUAUAAAAAUCUUAAUUGAUGUUAUUUAGUAAUUGUAAAUGAAUUUAUUAUUAUUUAUAUAAUUAAGGUGAGUAUCCAGUUGGCCAAGAAGUUGAAUAUGAUGGUCGUAUGGGGAAACUAAGGAUAACAAGUGAAGAGAAAAGAGCAAUAGAACGUUCCAAGUAUGAUGAUUACAACGAUGCUAGGCGAGCAGCUGAAGCUCAUAGACAAGUAACUUACAAUAAUCUUAUUCUGUGUUUUGACUUGAAAUAUCUACAACAAAUUAUUUUACUAGGUACGAAAACAUAUUCAAAACUGGGUAAAACCUGGUAUGACUAUGAUUGAAAUCUGUGAAGAGUUAGAACGAUGUUCUAGAGCUUUAAUUGGAGAAGAUGGACUUAAAGCUGGUUUAGCAUUUCCAACGGGAUGCUCGAGAAAUAAUUGUGCAGCACAUUAUACUCCUAAUGCGGGUGAUCCUACAGUCUUAUUGUAUGAUGAUGUUACUAAAAUUGAUUUUGGCACACAUGUUAAUGGUAAUAUUACUCUUGCAUUUUAUACUUUUUUUUUUUUUUCAAUAUUUUAUACUUUUUUAUUUCUAUUUUUAGGUAGAAUUAUAGAUUGUGCAUUUACUUUGACUUUUAAUCCUAAAUAUGACAAACUAGUAGAAGCAGUGAGAGAUGCUACUAACACUGGAAUUAAAGUAAAUACAAAUAAUAUAUUUGAAAAAAAAAUGUUUAAUCAAUUUGAUUUAUUAGGUUGCUGGAAUUGAUGUUAAACUUUGUGAAGUUGGUGAAGCUAUUCAAGAAGUGAUGGAAUCUUAUGAAGUCGAGCUUGAUGGUAAAACAUAUCCUGUGAAGUCAAUUAGAAAUCUUAAUGGCCAUUCAAUUGAUGCUUACAGUAAGCAUUUAUAAAUUAUUGUUGUUUUAUUGAAAAUUUAAUUUUUUAUUUGCAUUUCCACAGGAAUACAUGCUGGUAAAACAGUACCAAUUGUCAAAGGAGGAGAAGCUACUACGAUGGAAGAAGGCGAAUUUUAUGCGAUUGAAACAUUUGGUUCUACUGGUCGUGGAAUUGUCCGUGAUGAUAUGGAUACAUCCCAUUACAUGAAAAAUUUUGAUGCUUCUUAUGUGCCACUUCGUCUUCAAGCAUCACAAAAAUUGCUUGGUACAAUUAAUAAAAACUUCGGUACUCUAGCAUUUUGUAAACGUUGGCUUGAUAGAUUAGGUGCUACUAAAUAUCAAAUGGCAUUAAAAGACUUAUGUGACAAAGGUAUUUUAUUGUAUUAUAUAAUUAUUUAAUGUGAAAAAUUUGUAUAAAUAUUUAAUUCUAUUGACAAUUAUUAACAUACUAUUUAUUUAUACACAGGUAUACUUGAUGCAUAUCCACCAUUAUGUGAUAUUAAAGGCUGUUAUACAGCACAAUUUGAACACACCAUUGUGCUUAGACCAACAUGUAAGGAAAUUAUUAGCAAAGGAGAUGAUUAUUAACUCGUUGAAAAAACUUAUGAGACAAUGUUGCUAAUAAUAUAAUAAAAAGAUUAUUAUUUUUUCUGAUGUUAACUUUUUGGCGAUUAAUAAAUAAUUAAAAAAUACAUAUUAUUUAUAUUGUUAUAUUAUUAUAAAGCCUACAUAUAGCAAAUGACUAAACAUAACAUAGAUAAUGUAGGUAAUUAAAAUAGGGUUGUUACUUAAUUUAUUUUUUCCUUAAUAUUCCUUACAUAUUAAUUUGACAGUUAUUAUUGACUUGUCUGUUGUUCAUCGUUAGAUAACAAUGAUUUCGCCAUGCGUUCGUAAUCAUCUAAACUGAAUUGUGUAAUUGAACGGUCAAAUUCCUUCAUAAAUUCUUUCAAAACCUUGACUGUAUCUUCUGUGCUAUAAUGCUCCCGUACAUGUUUAGUGACCAUUUCUUCUAGUUCUUCAGUUUUAAUUACAGGUUGCUGUUUCACAACCAAGUUCAAUCUGGUGCCAUUUUUAAUUUGUGGGUAUUCAAUUAAGGAUUUUUCAUCUAAAAAUAAUUUUAAAAAGAACAUGUGGAAUAUGGGUUUAUAUUUGUUUUAAGUAAAAUUAGAUAAUUACCACAUAAAGGACGACCGGUAAGCAAUAAUCUUUGAUCUUUAACAGGAAUCUUAAAUACUUCAUAUGCAUGAGUUUUAAGCUCUGCUACUGUCAUCUCAUUAGGUACC
Cinara cedri is the source of this 3879-nucleotide messenger RNA. The record is from the annotation of a GenBank genome assembly. Lineage: Eukaryota; Metazoa; Arthropoda; Insecta; Hemiptera; Aphididae.